AUGCCAAGCUAUGGCUAUUAUACUUUUAAGAUCGGAGAAGAGUACUGGACGAUCAUCGACUGGAAUGGUGCCAUUACUGAUGGCCGAUCGGUUGACGACUUUUUGGAGAUCCCCGGACCAGAUGGAGGCACAACGCCAAACGGAUGGGUGGCUUAUUGGAUAACCCGAACAAAGUACCCGGAGAUCCACUACGAAGCGUUCGGCCAUGCAAUCAAAAGAGAUGAUGGACGGAUCUGCGGCUAUUUUGUUGGCGAGGAGGAAGAAGUUGUUGAGGUGUGCGCUGGCUUUCGAAUUCUCUCCCGUCAUCGAACUGAUCAAGCUGAUGCUAAAGUCUUUCAAUGGGUGUUGGCCGGGCAUGUGACGAAUCGGGAUGAGACAGUCGGAUUCGUUCUUCAUCGAAUCGCCAGCACUAGACAUGGGGAACAGAUCAUUUACGGUGAUGCGAUGCUGUUGGACCGGCGAUUCAAAGCCGUUCGACCAGCAGUGUUCGAGGAUUCGAUUAUAAAAAUCGGUGUACACGAGUUUCCCUCAAGGGUUUACCUUCUUGUCAAGCUCACUCCCGAAGUUGGACCGAUUCGAACCGGACUUUAUGAAGGUCACUACCACGAUCCACACACAGAUCAUAAAGCUCACGGACGACAUGGACACCCUUUGCCGCUUCACCGACCACGAGCUGUUGAGACUAGAUCAGCUAUUUGCGCUCCCGGCUGGUACGGUAGGGAAUGUUCGGAAAGAUGCUCUGAAGGAUGUGAAUUUCCGGAGAGAUGUGAUUACACUUCGGGAUACUGUUCAAGGUGUAAACAAGGGUGGUACGGAAGUGGUUGCUCGCUAAGAUGUUAUGCAGGAUGUGAGAGCUGUGAUCAAAAUACUGGUCACUGUUUGAGCUGUCGCUUUGGAUAUCAUGGCAGAGACUGCUCGACGAGAUGUCCAGAAAAUUGUGACGCGUGUGAUCAAUCAACUGGCUAUUGUUUGCGUUGUAAAUAUGGAUGGUACGGUAGAGACUGCUCGGUGCGAUGCCCUGCCGACUGCGAAACAUGUGAUCAGGCUUCGGGACAGUGCAUCAACUUCCGAGCUCGUCCACCUCCAUCUCAACCUCAAUUUUCACCACUUCCAAAAGGCUGUCACCGAGUGGUCACCAAGGAUGGCCGAGAAUUUGUGAGCUGUUAUCCGUAUCACCGUUCUUCAAACAAUACUAACGAUAAUGACAGUGUGGAAGCAUCGGACAAACGCCUACAAGAUCCAAGAUCAAAUCCAGUUAACCGUAACUACGAUCCAAUUUUUGAUCCACGCUCUUCACUCUACGAUCCACGAUACAACCCAUUUGAUCCACAGUAUGAUGUUGAGAAAGACAGGGAAUGGCGGGCCGCCAACCAGGUAACUGAGGAUCAUUCGGAUCACGAUCACUCU
Molecule: messenger RNA, 1407 nt
Organism: Mesorhabditis belari
Lineage: Eukaryota; Metazoa; Nematoda; Chromadorea; Rhabditida; Rhabditidae
Source: the annotation of a GenBank genome assembly